CAUGCCCAAAGGACCGUCUACUCCUCGCACCCGUCCCAACGCAUACCUGCUGAACCGCAUGCGUGUAGUCGUCACCACCGAGACCGGCGACAUCGCCACCAUCGAGGUGAGCGCCUCAGAGACCAUCGAGUCGCUCAAGGCCCUCGCCGCUAUCCAGCUUUCCAUCCCACUGCUCGAGCUAACAUGCAUGUUCAACGGCCGUCCGUUGUCGGAUUCCUCCACCCUCGCUGAUGCCGGCAUUGCUGACAACGAUGUUGUUCUGAUGCAGCGGUCGCCUGCGUCGUCGGCCACACCGGCUCCACCCGCUGCCGCUGGUCAGAUGUUCUCUGCUGACCAGAUGGCCAACAUGCUGGCAUCGUUUGGCGGCGGCGGCGCCCCACCGCCUGCUCCCGCUCCCGCCGCUCCCGCCGCCGUCGCGGGCCCGGGCGCCUCCCCGGCGACAAGCGACCCAGCCGCCGCCCGCCGCGAUCAAAUGGCUGCUGCCAUGCGCUCAUUCUUCCAGAACAACCCGUCAGCGCCGCCGCCGUCGAGCGGCUCGGCCAUGGCGCUCGGCGCCACCACAGCGCCUCCACCGCUCCCAGACGACGGCCAAGUCCGCAUCCAGGUCGAGGGCCAGUACUACACUGCCACCGAGUUUAUCGAGUAUGUCAAGGCCUCGCCGGACUUUCUCAUGCGUCUUUCGUCGUCCAACCCGCAGCUCGCCCAGCUUGUCCUCGAGAACCAAGUCGACGAGGUAGAGCGCUUUAUCCGCUCCUCGCAGGCCGCCGCUAAGAAAAUCCGCGACCUCGAGGCCCGCAUUGCCGCCAAUCCGUUUGAUGUCGAGGCCCAGCGCGAGCUUGAAGAGCAGAUCCGCCAGCGCAAUGUCGAAAACAACCUUGCUCAGGCCAUGGAGCACAAUCCAGAGGCCUUUGGCUCCGUCUACCUCCUCCGCAUCAACUGCGAGGUCAACGGCGUACCGGUCCAGGCACUUGUCGAUUCGGGUGCCCAGUCGACCAUCAUGUCCGAGGCCUGCGCCGAGCGCUGCGGCAUCAUGCGGCUCAUUGACACUCGGUUCGCAGGCACCGCUGUUGGCGUCGGCUCGGCGCCCAUCGCCGGGCGCGUUCACGCCGCGCCCAUUACCAUUGCCGGCAAGCACCUUACCUCCUCGUUCACCGUCCUCAAGUCGGACGGCGUCGACUUCCUACUCGGCCUCGACAACCUCCGCCGCCACGAGUGCUGCAUCGACCUCCGUGCCGACGUCCUCCGCAUCGGCGACGCCGAAGUGCCCUUCCUUUCCGAGGCCGACAUCCACGCUCUCCGCAAGGACGCGCCUAAUCCGGCCAUCGACUCGGGCCGCGCAGCCAUGGACACCACCACCACCACCACCACAACCUCGACCUCGUCCGCAACUGCCAGCGGGAGCGUCGAGAUCUCUGACGAUGCCAUUGCAAGGGUCAUGGCGCUCGGCUUUACUCGCGAGCAGGCCGUCGCGGCCUUGCAACAGACCGGCGGCGACGAGGCUUUUGCCGCUAAUCUCCUCUUUGCUUCGCAGUAAGCGGGCCGACCGGCUACACACCGGAACCACCGUCCGCCGCCAUGUCAGCAUUCUCAUCCUCGUCCGAGUAGUACGAGUACGAGUAAAAGUCAAACGACGG
This is a messenger RNA of Thecamonas trahens ATCC 50062, 1634 nucleotides long. RefSeq names its product DNA damage-inducible protein 1. The annotation marks the transcript as partial. Gene Ontology annotation, molecular function: aspartic-type endopeptidase activity; protein binding. The transcript is spliced from 2 exons. Gene Ontology annotation, biological process: proteolysis. Lineage: Eukaryota; Apusomonadida; Apusomonadidae. The record is from RefSeq and is a predicted model, not a curated record.